Molecule: messenger RNA, 1436 nt
Organism: Anastrepha obliqua
Lineage: Eukaryota; Metazoa; Arthropoda; Insecta; Diptera; Tephritidae
Product: ELMO domain-containing protein 2
Exons: 2
Coding region: 333-1292 (319 amino acids)
Molecular function (GO): GTPase activator activity
Source: RefSeq, a predicted model, not a curated record
CUUUUAUUUACAUUCGUAUCGAAUGCAAAAAUAAAUCACAAUCAAGUGCUAUCACCACAUAAAAAUCAACAGGAAAGCAGAAGCAUGAGUAUUAAAUCCACAUAGAAGGCAAAGCAUUGGCAUACGUGGCCUUAAAUUUAAUUUCAUCAGUGCAAGGACAAAGUCGACAUCCAUAUAUCACUAAGGCCCUCAUUGACUAUACACAAGUUUCCAUGGCAGUGUAACCAUAACAGUGUAGCAGCAUUGCUGAAUUUUUAAUACAAAACAAAAAAGGAGAAUUUUUCACAAGUACAUACACGACGCCCACGCAGGUGUGACUUAGCACUUAGAAUAUGUUUCUUUUCGACUGGCUGCUGCAACGGAUAUUGCCAGUGAUAUUUUUCCAUCUGCGGCCGUUUAUCAAAUGGUUUUUACACACAUUUACACGCCUCUCCGAACUUCAACGCAUUGUGUAUGGCGCACAGGCGGGUGCCAAGCGCACACGACAGGUGGAACGUUCACUAAUGCUAUCGCAAAAUAUCGAAAUACAGCAACUACUGAGGGAAUUGGACAGUGCUGUAGAGAGCUGCAGUGAAGAGGAACUACGCCAUUUGCCAGCGCGUGCGGUUAGCGUAGUACAGCACGCAAAGCACAUAAAAGCGAAAAUACAUCCAGACUUUGCGCCACUCUUUGGUAGUUGCGUGUUGCAAAUUUGGAGUUAUCGCCAUCUGCUGCAUCAGGUGGAGCGCUUACGUGCAGAACCAUAUGAUGCGGACAAUUUGGAUCACGAACAGAAGUUGCUAGAGCUGUGGAAUAGAUUAAUGCCAGAAGAGCCGCUUGAAGGGCGCAUCACCAAACAAUGGCAAGACAUCGGCUUUCAGGGUGACGAUCCCAAAACCGAUUUCCGCGGCAUGGGCGUACUUGGCUUGGAGAAUCUCUUAUACUUUUCGCGCGAAUAUCGUGACGCUGCCCACCACGUGCUAUUGCACUCAAAACAUCCCGUAUAUGGUUACACCUUUGCCAUAGUAGGUAUAAAUCUCACCGCAAUGGCCUAUCGAUUACUUAAGUCUGGCGAUGCAAAAGUGCAUUUCUAUAAUGCAGCGCAAGCUCUUAAUCAGGCUUGUUCGCUGGCGCAUUUCCAUAAAUUCUAUUGUUACUUGCUUUUCGAAUUCGAUCGUUUCUGGAUGGAAUCGGAACCUACGAAUAUAAUGGAUUUUCGUGAUAUUUACCAACGAUUUGAAAUUUUAAUAAUGGAAGCUUUACACAAUGACAAAACACUAUUCAAAACGAAUCUCGUUGUAGAGGAAGUUUAAAUGCACAAAAAUGGAUUUUACUUAAGUACUUAGGCUCUUCAAUGUAAAUUUAUGUGUAACUUUAAAAAAUUUGCUACACUUUUAAAAUGUUGUAAUAACUAAACCUGCUAGCAUUAAUUGAUAAUUGAAUUAUAUAUAUACUAA